This is a messenger RNA of Brienomyrus brachyistius, 1258 nucleotides long. RefSeq lists its product as uncharacterized. Lineage: Eukaryota; Metazoa; Chordata; Actinopteri; Osteoglossiformes; Mormyridae. The record is from RefSeq and is a predicted model, not a curated record. Bases 203 to 1258 code for a protein of 351 amino acids. The transcript is spliced from 6 exons.
GAGGUCAUCAGGCAGCGUCGGCGCCAGGAGGCUCCGUCGCACAAGACUCUCGUGGGGUUCGGCGCACACAAGAAUUGCACUUACAAGGACCUGUACGAGUCGAAGGACAGGGAGAGGAGGAGCUAUGUCCAGUGGGUUAGGGGGCAGUCGAGCAAGCCAGGGACCAGAAUGGAUGUACUGAAGAAGUACAUCCAGAUGAGGGAUGCGCAGCAGGCACCGCCCAGCUCUGCGCCCUCCGAGGUCCCCCUUGCCGUUCCGGGCUCCUCUAAGGAGGCGCCCACCACAGCUCCUGAGUCCUCAGACGCCGAGCUCCUGGCCUGCGCAGCGGAGCACGAGACGUCAGGACGUCCCCCUUCCAGAAGCCUGGAAGGCCCAGCUUCCAAAGGAGCAGCACGAGUGGCUCAGCCGCGCCCUGUUUAGGAGGAAUAAGGACGGAAGGCCCGUUCUUAUUGACUCCUUGCAGUUGUGGUGGCACCCGCCCGCACCACGCCCUGUGUUCCACCAGCCGCCAGCUUCACCCGCCCCCUUCUUCACCCGCCCCUUCUUCCUGUGGAUGCCCUACCGCAUUUGGUCGUUCAGGCUCCUGUGCAGGCAGCCCAACUGCCACCGGGCCGGGCAGCGUCUCACGUCCUGCGGCCUGUACAAGACGGUCAGGAGGGUGCUGGACAUAGACGGCUGGUACUUCAUGGCCACGGAGUACCUGGAAUGCCGUCUGUGUAAGAAGAAGGUGGCGGGCUGGUCACGGGACGUCUUGGAGCAGCUGGACCCUGCGCACCGCGCAGAGUUUCCGGCCAUCCUGACGUAUAGGUUGUCCUGUGACCUGAAGGUGGUGAGGCUGAUGCGUCAGCGCUCCCUGGGCAACAGCGUGUCCAUGCUGUAUAACAAGCUGAGGGAGCAGCACAGUGAGACCUGGAUGGCACGCACACUGCAAUAUCUGGCAGUGUGCGACAGGUUUCAGGUCCCUGGCGCUGACGCACGGCAGGUGGCACCACCACCGGCCAUGGUGCCCGUCCCCUCACCCCAGUGGCUCCUCACGGUGCAUGCCGAGGAUGUCAGGGCUCGCAUCGGGGAGAUGAAGGCCAGGGUCACCUCCAUUUUUGGAUCCGUCUUGAAGAUGGAUUCCACAAAGAAGGUGACCAAGAAGCUGGCGGGCGCGGUGGCUAGAACCAUGGCCUGGGCAACCAACGUGGGCAACGAGCACGGGCAAGUCCUCAUGCCCAUGAGGGUGAUGGGCUGUUGCCCAUGGCGACGGGGCUGA